CCGGCAGACAUAUUGCUUUCAGGAGCAAAUUCUGGAAAGCUACAAGAGCGAAAGGAUUUAAAAUCGAUUCAAUUCUACACGACGUGAGGCACACCCAUCACAUAGGACACAAUGGAACCGUCAGCCAGUCCGGCCAAGGAUAACUACAGGAUGAACCGCUACAAGAACAAAGCCCUCAACCCAGAAGAGAUGAGGCGUAGGAGAGAGGAGGAGGGCAUCCAGCUCAGGAAACAGAAAAGAGAACAACAGCUCUUCAAAAGGAGAAAUGUGGACAUUCUCAAUGAAGAAGCAGCCAUGUUUGAGAGUCCACUGGUGGACUCAUAUCUCACCUCCCCUGUAACAGAAGGAGUCAUCACCAGAGACAUGGUGGAGAUGCUCUUCUCAGAGGACCCAGAACUCCAGCUCACCACAACACAAAAGUUCAGAAAAUUACUUUCCAAAGAGCCCAACCCACCCAUUGAUGAGGUUAUAAACACGCCUGGGGUAGUGGAGAGAUUUGUUGAGUUCCUGGAGAAGAGUGUCAACUGCACAUUACAGUUUGAAGCAGCCUGGGCUUUGACCAACAUAGCGUCGGGCACAUCCAUGCAGACGAAGACAGUGAUUGAAGCCGGAGCAGUGCCAAUCUUCAUAGAACUUCUUAACUCUGACUUUGAGGAUGUCCAGGAGCAGGCGGUGUGGGCCUUGGGUAAUAUUGCUGGGGACAGUGCUGUGUGCAGGGACUACGUGCUGAACUGCAACAUCCUUCCACCACUAUUAAUGCUUUUGACCAAAUCCACAAGACUGACCAUGACUAGGAAUGCAGUGUGGGCUCUGUCGAACCUCUGUAGGGGAAAAAACCCUCCACCUGUCUUUGAAAAGGUGUCACCCUGUCUGCCAGUGCUGUCCAGGCUUUUAUUUAGCAGUGACCCAGACCUGCUUGCAGACGCCUGCUGGGCCCUGUCCUACCUCUCAGACGGCCCCAAUGACAAGAUCCAGGCUGUCAUUGACUCUGGCGUCUGCAGGCGCCUCGUAGAGUUACUCAUGCACACUGACUACAAGGUGGCUUCCCCUGCCUUGAGAGCUGUAGGAAACAUUGUCACUGGAGAUGACAUUCAAACACAGGUGGUGUUGAACUGCUCAGCUUUGCCCUGCCUGCUGCACCUCCUCAGCAGUGCUAAAGAGUCCAUCCGCAAAGAGGCAUGCUGGACCAUUUCCAACAUCACCGCAGGAAACAGAGCGCAGAUACAGACGGUGAUUGAUGCCAACAUCUUCCCAGUGCUGAUUGACAUCCUGCAGAAAGCCGAGUUCAGGACCAGGAAAGAGGCAGCCUGGGCCAUCACCAACGCCACCUCCGGGGGAACACCAGAGCAGAUCAGGUAUCUGGUGAACCUGGGUUGUAUCAAGCCGCUGUGUGACCUGCUGACAGUGAUGGACUCCAAGAUCGUGCAGGUAGCUCUGAAUGGCCUGGAGAACAUCCUGAGGCUGGGCGAGCAGGAGGCCAAGCAGGAGAACAGCGGCACCGGGGUCAAUCCCUACUGCAGCCUCAUUGAGGAGGCCUAUGGCCUGGACAAAAUCGAGUUUCUUCAGAGCCACGACAACCAGGAGAUCUACCAGAAGGCCUUUGACCUGAUCGAGCACUACUUCGGGGUGGAGGAGGAGGAUGCCAGCCUGGCCCCUCAGGUGGACCAGGCCAACCAGCAGUUCCUAUUCCCCCAACAGGAGGCUCCCAUGGAGGGCUUCCAGCUAUAACUCCGUGCCCCCACCCCCUUCCUCUUCCACCUCCUCCAAAAUACACCAUUUUCCCCCUCUCCAUAUCACAGAGGGCCCCCACCAGAUGCCAGAGUCAUACCUCUAUGCCCACGUCCCCUUUACUGAUCUACCACUAUCCGCUUAAAUACCCACCCACCCUAAGAUGGGGGGCUAAAACUGUGUACCCUCUCACCCUGUCCUGAUCUCCAUCCUACAAAAUAUGCCCCCCUCCUCCCUUCCCAUCCAGUGGUCUGGCUUGUUUCUAGCAAUGCAGACUCAUCAGUUACCUGACCGUGAAGAGAGCGGCACACAAACUCCAUUAACGGUUAUUCGAGGAAAUAAUCACCUCAAAGCCCAAAGUGAGUCGGCCCUGGCUUAAAACGCACAUAAAGACAUCUUUCUGCCAUUUGACCCCUGACUUUUUUUUUUUUCUUAGGCAGGGGUGAUGGUUUCUUGGUUAAUAUCUUUAUAUCUAUUUUCACUUUAUUUUAUUUUAAUUUUUUUCUCAAUAUGGGACAUUCCUGUUUUGAGGAUUACCCAUGCAAGCCCACGCAGAGUCCGUGGGUUGGAGUGCAUGAGGUGGAAUAUGUCCAGCUCUUGAUGUCAGUGUGACCUAGUGCAAUUCCAAAAAAAAAAAAAAAAAAAAAAAAAUGCAACCUGUAAAAUUAUUAUAUUUUGCCCUUUUUUGUUUUAUGAUUAGUUAUUACCCUAACCCUUAUUUAUCUGCUCCUUUUUUAGUGAUUGCCUGAUUUUUUUUUUUUUUUUUUUUUUUCCCGUUCUGGAAAGUACCUGGUUUGCUAUCAAGAGGCGCCAUAAUCUCUAGACUUUGGGCUGGUCUCUUCUAAUCUCUACAUAAUAAAAGAAUACAUUUGCAGUAUCCAGAGACUACACUAUCCCUUGGUGGUGUUUCUAUUAGAUACAUGGAAGUCCACUAAAAGUCAAGGGUGAUCUACAGCCUUGAGUCUGACGCCCGAGUUAAGAGAUGUGAAUUAUUUUAUUUUUCCAUCUGGCAACACUUUUCCCUCUCUUGCUUUUGAUGACUGGGUCAAAUUGGGGAGGGUGGGGGUGGUAGGAAGCAUACAGAUGCAGGAAAAUAAUUCUCUGGGCUUAGGCUCUAAAUGGGAUAUUGGAAAGGGAAUUGGGUAUGAAUAGAGGAUUUACUGAAAGACAUAAAGAUGAAAAUAUCUAGGUUUCAAGGGUGGUAUAGUUAGAGAUCUAAUGUUCGUCGUGUGCUGUGUUAUUAAUAACAAUACAUUUGAAUUAUGAAGUGAUCUAACUAUUAAACAAAAGGCAUAGCUUGGGGGGUUGGGGGGGCAAGCAGCAGCAAACCAAACUUAUUUUUAUAUUCAAGUACAUACAAAUAGCAACUUAUGUAGAUUUGGCUUUCAAGGGAUUGCAACUAUACAAACUAGGGCAAACCAUCUCUUAAGUUUCAUGCAUGUCAUAGAAACUUCACGAGACAAGAAAAAAUUAUAUUUUUGAUUUUCUUAUUCCAUUGAAGCCUGGUGUAAAUAGGUUGCUGCUGGUUAGCGAGGCCCUGCGUCGCCCCCCCCAGUGUAUGCAGUAGGGUUUUUGCAUGGUGUUUUAUUACCCUACCCAGAGUCACAGAGUAUCCCUGGCCAAACACGCAGACAAUUGGCACAGAGAGGUAGAGAACAGUGAAGAAACGUCAUAAUACAGUGCUACACGCUGCUUGGUGGUUCCUUAUUGCAGCAGUGAGAGGCAGAAGGAAGGAACUGGGCCAUAACUAGUUGGUUUUGCUGGUAUUUAACAGUGAUAGUGUAGUGAUGGUGGUGGUGUCUUGUAUAGCGGUAGAGUUGAUAAUCUAAGCUUUGACAUUCUGUAUCACUGUAUUGUGAGGAGUUGGAAUGACAACUGAUAAUGAUGUUGCAUGGGUCCAUAUGUAGGUAUUGAUGUAAAUAGCCUAUCCUUCUCUGCCUGACCAGGAAAAGUGUAUGACACCUUUUUUUUUUUCCUUUCUCAUGGGUCUAGUAACAACCAGGGUUUGGCUAGGGAUAUGUCUCAAGACAAGUGACAAGCCUAACCACAACAGAAAUUCUAGAGAUAUAAAUAUAUACAUAUAUAUAUAUCUUUGCGCACACACUUCAUGCACACUUGCAUACAACACCAGCAGACACUGUACACACACCUCACACAGAUGAGUGGCUAGUAAGUGGAAAUGGUUUCUGUAAUCUGUAACAAAAGUAGUAGUUUUUUUUUUUUUUUUUCUAUUUCAAAGUUUGCUCUUAUUCAGAGGUUUAAAAUUGAUGUUUUCGGUUUUUUGAUUCAGCACACAUUUUCUUUUAUGGAAAUGGCGCACUAUGGCGUUAAACAGUGCUCGUAUUUGAUUUUGUUUUGAGUAAAAUUACAAUGAAAAGUGACAGAUUUCUGUUCUUGUAUUUAAAAACUACUCGGUGCACACCUGGGUCUUACGGAAACCUUUUUCAGUUCCUAGCCAUAUGACUUAAGAUGGUUUGAAUUUGCCCCGUAAACCCUGAUCUUGGGUCAGCUUUGCAUCCCACCAAUCCACACCUGAACAGUCAGGCCCUGGUGAGGCCAAGCUGAUCUUGGAUCAGUGUUGGAGGGGCUGUGGAUGGAGCUCGCAGCUCAAAACUGUGGUAGUGUGAUGUUUGACUGACAGGCACUGUGUGAGGAAGAGAUUGAUUGACUCUAUUACUAUGUCCCAGUCAGAGUCUGGGAGCCCCUGUUCUGUGGAUUAACCAAGCGGCCCUACUGGCCAAGAGAAUGGCUCAGCUCAUGAAGUACUAAGAAAUGCAUCAGAACAAUAUCUGCUUGUUCUUUGAUCAGGCAGGUAUUGGCUCUAAGUUGGUAGCAGACUAUAGGAAAUCUUGUAACUGAUGCAUUUAAUUAUUUGCUAGGACAUGCCAUCUUUCUUGAAUGCAUAUACCCACUGCCUUAUCUUUUUCCAUUUGAUCUGUUUCAGUUUCAUAGUUUUACCUCAGCCUGUACCUUCCUGUGACUGCCCCAGUGGUACUGUGCAGACCAUUACAGUGCAGAUUGUUGCGUCUAAAUGCAAAAGGUUUACAGAAUAUCAUUGAUGGACAGAGAAGCACAUUACAUCGAGGCUCUCUGCUUUUGCUUCAUGAGUUGAAAAGACAUCCACAGGACACGUGCGCUCCCAGCAAACACGAGGUGAUAAAAGCAUUUGUAAAAUCAAGAAUUGAGCGACAAGAACUUAAUCUCUACAUCAUAGCGUGUAGAGCAGCAUUUAUAUCAGAGGUCUUCGAUCUUAUGUCUACAUCUGCGCGCGGCCUACAAAGAACGCCAGAAUGGUGACAUAGAAAAAAAAAUCAGUAUCAAACACGAAAAAAUAUUUAUAUGCGAAAUGAAAAUGCACUCCUAUUCACUAAAGUGCCAAUCCGACCAACAAAGACUGGAGGUUCAUAUGUAUGUCUUUGACUUACAGAAUUUUUUUUUUCCUUUUUAUUUUUUCCUUUUUGUACUUGAAUGUGCACACAUUUUGUGCAAAACAUUGCUGCUCUACUUUUCCUUAUCUUUAAUGUUACAUUACUUGCCAUUGUUUCUUUCGAGAAGUGGCAUUCUUUACUAUGUGGGCACCUAAACAAGGAAUUGAAUCCAAAAAGAGGAGUAUAAUUGUCAAGGGGAUAAAGGACUUGAUUAACUGAAUCAUACUGGUCUAUCUAGCUCCUUGCUGUCCCUCGGUGUCAAAUAGGCUCCCUGCGCUUACGGUCUUCUCACCUUAAGUGGUUUUCACUGUGCAUGGCUCAGGCUGCAAAUGUGUUGUCCCAAGAAGUAGCUUCAUUUGAUGGAUACAGUAUCAGGCAUUAAGACUGCAUUAAGAAAUUCAGAGGUAGUGUUUAUAGCCUGCAGCCAGUCCCUCUGGCAUGCAGAUGGAUGAUAGAAAUAUGCUUUUAGUCAGUUCAUAUGUGGCACAAGAUCAUUUGGAAAGUUACAUGACUAUCAUAGCAGACAAUUGCAGGUACUGACCUUGAUGUCAAAGUUGUCAAAGCUCACCAAAGUUUAUAUGAAACUUUUUUUUUUGGAUCCUUUUGAAGGCUAAGAAAAAAUAUUGACUUGAAGAUUCUUUUUUAAGUUUUGUGUCAAAAGGCUCUAAUAUGUUGACCCAGUCAGUAGAUGACUGUGAGGUUGCUUCAGGCCAUUUAGACCUGCUUCUUUUCAGUGGAAGCUAUGAUAGGUUAGUUCCUCACCUCAGUUUUUUUUUUUUUUUUUUUUUUUCUCCUCUCAAAAUCCUAGUGGUCAAGAAGUUAGAAAAUGUUCAAAAGAACCAAGACAACUGCAAUAAAUAUUGUCCAAAAUCAGACACCCCUGAGGCAGAGACCAAUCUUGAAGCUGCCUUCAUAGGCCGCACUCCUUCCACUGGGUGGAGUUAACAGAGGCAACUACUUAACAUUUUUCUAAGAUAAAAUCUGGGAUUCAGAGAUUGUGCGGUGAUUUACAUUAAAAACUAUAACCAGUGAAACUAUGUAUGUUCUGAUACAUUGACAGGGAUUCUGAUGCAUUUCUAAUCACUUCUGAGAAGUGGAGAAAAGCUUCAUCAGAACACAUAACCACCACCAGGAAGAAAAAAAAGGUGGUGGAGGAUACAAACUUUUUCUGCUUUUCUUGAUCUUUUUACCUGAUCAGAAUAUUCUGGGCUAUAUUUUUGGAUAAUUAUGUUUAGAGUACAAGUUUGUCCUAGUCAGGCUGUAUGAUCAGGAAAUGAUCAGGAACCUGUUAUCUAUAGGGGGUUCAACAGAAAUCAGUAAAUAUCUCAAAUCUGACUUGUCUUCCGUCCUUGAAACUGUUCUUGUCUAUAUCAAAAUCUAAAGCCAUGCUUGGCUUGGUCAAGUAAUGUUGUCUAUGCUACCAAUGUUUACAAUGCUACAUGUUUGUAAAAUAUUUUUCAUAUGCCAUCACUGACCAGUCCUGGUGUAUUCUCUGCUCUGGUCCUCUCAUUUCUUUCCUUUACAUUUAUUUAUUUCUCAAUCUUAUUUUUAAUGUUCAUUUGCUCACAAUUACCCAUCUUAAACUGUGACUUGACUUGACUUUACCGACGGUAUGAAUGAGUGACGAGAAACUGAUACACUUCAACUGAACAUGACACGCAAACAUGAACAUGAAAAAAUACAAACAUACAAAAAACAUUAACAAUAUUAGAAAUGUAAAGAAAAAAUAUUGAAUUUGAAGUUGUUCAGUGGGAAUACUGUACAAUACAAAUAAAGUUAUGUUGCAACCCUUUAA
Molecule: messenger RNA, 6951 nt
Organism: Myripristis murdjan (pinecone soldierfish)
Lineage: Eukaryota; Metazoa; Chordata; Actinopteri; Holocentriformes; Holocentridae
Gene: kpna6
Product: karyopherin alpha 6 (importin alpha 7)
Exons: 14
Coding region: 112-1728 (538 amino acids)
Biological process (GO): protein import into nucleus
Cellular component (GO): cytoplasm
Molecular function (GO): nuclear import signal receptor activity; protein binding
Source: RefSeq, a predicted model, not a curated record